AUGACUGAUACUCCGGAGUCGCUCAGGCGUCCACCGAGUGCCGCAGCUUCCCAUCUUCAGUAUCCGACCCUCCCGCCCCUCACGGCCUCUGUAGAGCAGUGGCUAUCCCACUCUCGCCCCACCAACAACAUGGCCUCUGAUCGUCCCUCCGAGCCUCCUCACAAGUCCUUAAGUGAUAGUUGGGCUACUCUUAGUGUUUCUGACCUACAUUCAGAGGAUGGUAGCCGGUCCGAGCAAACAGACACCGCUUCGCUAAUCGACCAAACCACCCCCGACGAUGUCGCCAGUCUCGACGAGCGAUACAGCAGCAGUGAGGCCGAUGGUCCGGAUGAGGAAUAUCGCCAUGAUCAGGAAUACGAGGAGACUUAUCGCGACGAGGCACAGAGCACCCUGGAGUCGCAACUGUUUCCCAAGCUCUAUACUCAUGCUGCGGCCAUCGACGAUAGCGGACUCACAACCAGACCUCGUCAGUCAUCCGAGUCGAUCGAAUUUCCAGAGCCCGAGAUGUGGCCAGAGAAUGAGCGGGUUGAGUUUAAGCAUACGACUCGCAUCUUCGACGAUAAAAUGGCGGCGGCAUUAAAGAGUCGACUAUCUGCCAUGUUGCUGCCAUCCAACACAACCGACUCCAUUCUCAUGGCCACAGUCCAACAAACCAUGACCAAGCACAGCUUGGACCUUGACAAGCCGUUCCGCGUGCUAUACAUUGGCCAGCCUGAAUUCCGCAAUAUCAUUCUGGACAAGAUCGGCGAUGUCUUGGUAUCCAGCUCAUCUACUGGAUCGCCGAGCAGCUCUGCUGAGUCCUCGCGCUACCAUGUUGUGCCGACGUCUUUUGGAGCGGGUGCUGUGCCCAACUUUGCCGAGUUGCUCCCUAUCCAUGUUCAGCUCGUCGUAGACGAGUGCAUGGAAGCUACUGUGGGGCCCCAGCAAGACCAGCCGAGUACCCUGCAUUUGACAUUCAAAAAUCGACCGACCUGUCGCUCGUGGUGGAACGGAGACAAAUACUGUGUUUCAUCGGCAUCAGAAUGGACUCUUCCAGACAUGGCAAUCAUCUUUGUGUCUCGCCAUGAUGAUGCUUCAGUUAAGCAAACCCAACGGCUCGCUCAUACCUUCUUGGAGCGACAUGCAAUACCCGCGAUGGUCAUCUCGGAGGAGCCGAUGUGGGAGCUUGUAGGUGACACCGUUCCGCUGAACCAGGACAGCCUCCACAUGUGUCUGGAGUCUCGAAACCCUCAGACCGGAGAAACAGCACUCCUUCAGCGUUACCCAAUCGAUCUGCAGACUUUCGAGAGUAUCGCCCCUAGUCAGCUCAAUAGAAACUUGGCUUCUUUAAUGCAGCUCUAUCCCAACAAGUUGCACAAGACAACCGCCGAUACUCCAAGCCCGGCUCAACGAUGCUCAAUCACCGACCCAGAGAAAUACCCUCUCAACUGGAUUCCCCCGGCGUAUGCCAGCAGGGCCUGUGAUGCUGCCCCGAUACUGCGUUUGGUCACACUAACCCUCAUCUCGGCGAUCGCCCUCUCAAUCGGCUAUGCCGCUGUCAAGACCGUGGUUAUUUUCCUCGCGCAGUGCAUUGCCGGGUCCACUUUGUCUCACAUAUCCUCUCCAUCACUUACUCCCAUUCCAACGACUGCAAUGAGCUUGCAGGGUGUGAGACAAACUGCCUUGUCCGUUCAUCCAGAUGGUCAACUGGGACUGCUCCAAAGCCAAUCUUCGGAUCAUUCUAUUAUAGAGCAGGUCACCGGACUUACUAUUGCAGCCUCUACAGAACCCAAGAACCCUGACAUUUUUGAAAUCCAAGUUGUUGGAGACUGCCAUGUGGUGAUUAAGCCUCCUCGAAACCUUGCAUCUUCUAAGAAGCAGGCGCGAUUUAAUGUCAGCGUUCAUCGAUACGACCAAGCCCUUCCCUAUGAGUUGUCUCAGCUAUUUCAUGAUGUCUACUCGCUGCGAUUGGACCGAGAGGAAGCGUACGGCCUGGUCAAUAUUACAGUCACUGCCAAGUCAAAGACCCCCAUCGGCCAAACUACAAUGGUCGACUUUGGCACUCCAUGGCUGAAGAUUGCCAACUGGAGACGGGCAGCCCGUAUCGUGUCUUCGCAAGUGACAAAGGAAUUGGGGGUCGUUCAAAGCAACCUCAACGAGGUCUACGGCCGACUUUCGACUGACCUGACUGACAUCUACGGCCAUAUGACCACCGACCUGACUGAUUUCUACGGGCAUCUUUCCACCGACCUCCAGUCAAUUGCGGGAGGCGUAGCCAAGAGAUCAUACCACUUGCGGGCUAACGCUGAAUGUCUUCGCUUGGAUGGCCGUCAUGCUCGAGAAAGUGUGCUGUCGAGCUCGAAGCAACUCUCGACCUUUGCCCACAGUGCUCUUGAACAAUUCCGCAGUGCUUCUUCUGUCCUACACAGCCGCUCAGCCUAUGUUGAUCAGGAGGUCAGGGCGCUGUUCGGCGAUGCGUGGAGCUUCCUGGAGAAAUCUGCUGCGAAGGUCAAUGUUCGCUCCAUGAUGGACCGAAUGCGCAGUACGAACUAUGCCACGCUGAAUCGGGCUCAGACACGCGCACGUCAGGUUGUAGGGCUUCAGUCUGCAAACUCUGAUUGCUCAGGCGAUCGCCGCAAGUGCUGA
Messenger RNA from Penicillium atrosanguineum, 2625 nucleotides. RefSeq lists its product as uncharacterized. The coding region runs from base 1 to 2625 and encodes 874 amino acids. The transcript has a single exon. Lineage: Eukaryota; Fungi; Ascomycota; Eurotiomycetes; Eurotiales; Aspergillaceae. The record is from RefSeq and is a predicted model, not a curated record.